AAGAACCAAUCACGGCAACGUUUGCUCGGUGAAGGCUGAGUCAACAUGGCGGCUCUCUGAGUUUAGUAGGAAGAGGCUAUGUGUAAAUAAACAACCCUGGAGGCAAUAGGCAUCAUCUCUAAACAUUUGUCAUUUCGUGAUUCAUGAAAUACUGUACAGCAGACAGAAAAUGUCAAACGACGGCAACAAAAAACAAUUCUGGAAAAGAAACACUGCUAAGGUCCCUGGAAGCAUACAACAUGUGUAUGGAGCUCAGCACCCACCUUUUGACCCCCUCCUCCAUGCCAAUCUAAUGAAGGCUGGAAACAAGGCGCAGUCCCUGACGCCGGGGAAACCAAAGAAAGCCACCACCUUCCAGGAGUUCGAGAGCAUCACCAGCGACGCCUGGGACGUCGGGGACGACGAUGACGAGCUGCUCGCCACCGCCGCCCAGAACCUCAACAUCGAGGUCGUCAUGGAGACGGCCAACAAGGUGAUCGAGAACCACAGCAAGCUGCAGGAGCAGCAGCAGAAGCAGCCGGAGGCCGGGCCCGAGAAGGACGAGGAAGAGGAGGAGCAGCAGGACGAAGAGGAAGCGGAGGAGCCCGUCCCGGAGCUGACGUUCGGCUCGGAGCCCCGCCCCCACUUCGCCGAGAGCCGGAUGGUGAAGUCGCUGAGCGAGGCGCACCUCGAGUCAUCGAAAGAUGGGGCGGCGGAGAGGGUGGCCCUGCAGCGGCAGCAGUCCCUCCCCCAUCGGCCCGUCAUCCCGCUGGUGGCCCGCAUGGCGGACCAGAACACGUCCGGGGCGCUCGUCAUGACCGAGAGGGAGGCGUCCCGUCUGGACAAGUUCCGGCAGGUCCUGGCCGGGCCCAACACUGACCUCGAUGAGCUCCGGAAACUCAGCUGGUCCGGAAUCCCGCGGCAAGUCCGUCCAAUCACGUGGAAGCUCCUGUCCGGCUACCUCCCGGCCAACACGGAGAGGAGGGAGAGCACGCUCCAGCGGAAACGCCAGGAGUACUUCGGCUUCAUCCAGCAGUAUUACGACUCCCGGAACGACGAGCACCACCAGGACACCUACAGACAGAUUCACAUUGACAUUCCGAGAACUAAUCCUCUUAUUCCUCUCUUUCAACAAGCUUCUGUGCAAGAGAUCUUUGAGCGAAUCCUUUUCAUCUGGGCCAUCCGCCACCCCGCCAGUGGGUACGUGCAGGGCAUCAACGACCUCGUCACUCCCUUCUUUGUCGUUUACGUCUUCGAAUACAUCGAGGAAGAGGUGGAAAAUUUCGAUGUUUCCAGCUUGCAGGAGGAAGCUCUGCGGAACAUUGAGGCUGACAGCUUCUGGUGCAUGAGCAAGCUGCUGGACGGCAUUCAGGACAACUACACCUUCGCCCAGCCGGGGAUCCAGAGGAAGGUGCGCGCUCUGGAGGAGCUGGUUAGCCGGAUCGACGAGUCCGUGCACCGUCACAUGCAGCAGUAUGAGGUGGAGUACCUGCAGUUCGCCUUUCGCUGGAUGAACAACCUUCUGAUGAGGGAGCUGCCACUGCGCUGUACCAUCCGGCUGUGGGACACUUACCAGGCCGAGCCGGAGGGGUUCUCCCAUUUUCACCUGUACGUGUGCGCCGCCUUCCUGGUGCGCUGGCGGAAGGAGAUUCUGGAAGAGAAGGACUUCCAGGGACUCAUGAUCCUGUUGCAGAACCUACCCACCAUGCACUGGGGCAACGAAGAAGUCAGCGUCCUCCUGGCCGAGGCCUACAGGUUGAAGUUUGCCUUCGCCGACGCGCCCAAUCACUACAAGAGAUGAGAACCGCUCACGGCCUGCGGAAGCACUAAACUCAAAGCCCCCCCCCCCCCCCCCCCCCCAUUCCCAGCUCCACGGCUCCAGUGAGAUAGGUUUGCUUUUUUCUAUUCCGUGUACAGUUGUUAGAAACUGGCUCCUCAGCCUCGCUCUGAUAUUAUAAAUGCUCACAGUGGCUGCUGCCAGCCACAAAAGAGGAAGCGGAGGCGGAGGCAGAGAAAUUACCGUCAAGCUCAUAAUGGUCCUGAGCCGUUUUUUUGGAAUGAAUUAGCAUGCCAAAUUAGUGCGCCUAUUUCUUCUUUUUUUUUUUUUUUUGCUUAAUUAUGUCUAAUACCGUAGCAUUACCUUCAUGCGCUUCACAUGAAAUAAUCUCCAUCGUAACAAAGAAAUCCGGGUUACUUUAAAUAGACUUGACGAUAACGAAAGAGAUUUUAUAGUAAAGAUGAGGCGUUUUUGUAAUGGGGCAAACGUGCGUAAUGUGCACACCCACAGUUACAGCGGCACUUUAAAGCGAUGAUCUGUUUCUUUCGGCACGCUUGUUAAUCAUGCGAUACAGCCCAGAACUGAUUCAGGAUGAUUAUCACAGGUAAGGGCUCUGCCUCCCAGCGCUCCAGCUCUCUGGCUUCCUCCUUCUACACACUCCGUUGACACCUGUGGCCCGUCUGACGUAAUGAAGCCUGAGCCGACUUAAAAAAAAAAAAAAAGCUGACGUUUACAAAACCGCAGCCCGGUUUCCGCGGGAUCGAUACCCUAUCCCUGUAUCCCGUGUGUUUCCUGGCAAAGGUUUUCAUGGAAUCUGAUUGGUUUUCAGGAAUCAUAUUACCGGCCAUGACGGGAGACAGAGCUCGUUAAUUUACAGCCCUGCUGUUUGAUUGGCCGAGAGCUGUGACCGUGACGCGGGUCAGAGACAGGUCUUUUCCCUCGCAUGGAACUGGUUUCGACUAGAACGCCAAGGCCAGGCAGGCCGAGAUCUUGGUCUUUCACCCUGGAGAAGAUAUAUGUGCAUCUGCACGCCCAUGCACACACACACACACACACACACGCACACAUGCACACUCUCUCCAUACACCCUGUCCUGCACUUCUUGGAGUGCUAUCUACAUCCUAAAACUCGAGCAUAAGCAUUACAUUGUGUUUCUAAGAAUUUUCUGACGGUAGUGGCAUAUGAAAUAGAUUUGAUCCAAGGCGACGUAAAAAGCAUGCUUUUGUCAUACUUUAUAUUAAACGGUAUUAAAAAUCAUAGAUAUUUGUUUCCUCCCCUCUCAAAACAAGUCUAAAGCUAACCCUUUUUUAACCAAGGACUACCUCAGGAACUUGUCGGGUUCGAGUCAUCAUUAAAGUGAAUGUAGGAGGGUGUGGUAAUCCAUCGUCACGUGACACUUACAGCCAUUUUGAUUCCUUAAACGCUCGUCUUUUUGCCGCCGAAGGAUUUCCUCAGUUUGCCUUAACCUGGCCGAUUCGCUUCUGUCUGCGGUGGAAGGCAGAGGUGCGAUGCUCUUUGUUCGUGGUUGCAGUAACAUAGAGGUCUCGAUAUUAUUCAUGCGAAUUAGAAGUUGCAGUACGUGCUUUUUUUUUUUUUUGAAAACUCCUGUUGGAUAACCCCCAGAUUAACCGUAGAAGACGCUUGACCCCAUUCGCUGUUUUACACGCACCGCUGCCACGCUCGGGGGGUGGGGUGGGGGGGGGGGGGCAGGGGGGGGUUGUUUGCCCCCAAGAUGAUCAUGUCUUUUGGUGUUUGAGGCAUCGGGAGAAAAACAGCUCUUAUAUUUUCUUUGAACAUGACAGGCUUUAAUGUGUAUGUAUGUGCCAGAUCUACCGCUUGUUUCUUAUUCUUGGUGGCUAGAAGAAGCUACAUUUGACAAAAGGUCUAUUUUUUUUCCAUUUUGUAUAAAAUAUAUUCUUUCAAUCUGCGUUUUAUUUCCAUUGUUUUUUUUAACAACUGUUUACACGAGCCUAUAAUGUUGUGCCUAAUGAGAGUGAUACUACAUUAUAGAUAUUUAUUUUAUUUUUAUGAUAAUUGAUGAUCCCCCGGCAAUUAACAGUAGGACAAAAUCAUGAAAAACGGAUCCAUUCGUGCUCUCGAUCUCUGGAGUUGCGUCAUACCUUCUGCCUUUUUCUUUUCCUUAGAUGUGAAAACUCUUUGCUGUACAGUAUGAGUUCAUGCCAUGUUAACCAGGGAUCCCAACGCCCAGUCCUGGAGAGGGCUGCAGCGUCUGUAGGGUUUUGGGGUUUCAGCACUGGAGUGCUUAAUUGAAGCCGUUGAUUGGCUAAAAUGUCCACUCAGUUUUUUUUGCAAGGCCUAAAUUGGCUUCUGAUUGAAAGGAGGCCUCAGAAACCAGCGGACACCGUUAGCCUUCAGGGCUGCGGACUGGGACCCUGAUGUAGGCUGUGGGCUUUGAGCUGCGUACACACUUACGCAAUUCAGUUGCACAUCUGGGGAGCGUUAACAUCUAAAUGCAUAGGCACAGAUAUCCCCACUCUACGUUACCAGUAGUUUUUUUUUUUUAAUGAUCGUGAGGCGUAGGGCAGUACAUUUGAAUAUAUGAUAGCAUGUUUUCCGAUGGAAUAUAAUAAUAAGACAUUUUCAAAUAAACUGGAAAACCAUUCUACUAAUUGUGUUUAAGUGAUGACCAGCGGAGUGCAGAUGACAAGAUAGCACUCAUUUUCAAAUUUGAUGGAAGCAAAUUGUGGCCCGCAGAUCUCAUACUGAAAUCAGGGGCUCUGGAUUAUAAACAGAUGGCUUAGCUGGGCUCAGCGCUACAACGUGCAAUUAAGUUGUGCAGUCAUAUCACCUGAGAGUGUGGGUGUGUACGUGGCAUGACAUUUACCCGCGAAUAUGAACUUCAAGUUGCCAUGGAGAUCUACAGAGUAUUAGUUCCAUGGUGCUCAGCAUCCAUUCAGAUCACAGACGCAUACUGUAUAUCAAUAUGAGCUUCUAGGGGAAUGUGACCUCUGGAAUUUGGUGGUUUGAUUGUUUUUUUUUUUUCUUUUCUUUUCUUCUUCUUCACUUGGGACAAGUGUGAAACGUUUAGAAAUCUACAGAUACCAAAACUGAGAUGGGUCCGCCCAACGACCCAUGCCGGAACAUCUGGGAGGGUAGCUUAUUGCAGUAAAAACGUGCGUGAAUUUGAAAUGAUGUACAAAGUAAUGCAUUUUGAAACGAAGACCUGUAAAUAGAAACAAAUGUGUAAAUAAAUACUAUAUGACAGAAUAA
This is a messenger RNA of Anguilla rostrata (American eel), 4987 nucleotides long. It is a transcript of the gene tbc1d22a, whose product is annotated as TBC1 domain family, member 22a. The transcript has 13 exons. Lineage: Eukaryota; Metazoa; Chordata; Actinopteri; Anguilliformes; Anguillidae. The record is from RefSeq and is a predicted model, not a curated record. Gene Ontology annotation, biological process: activation of GTPase activity. Gene Ontology annotation, molecular function: GTPase activator activity. Bases 170 to 1780 code for a protein of 536 amino acids.